Culex quinquefasciatus (southern house mosquito) is the source of this 2472-nucleotide messenger RNA. RefSeq lists its product as uncharacterized. The coding region runs from base 1 to 2373 and encodes 790 amino acids. The record is from RefSeq and is a predicted model, not a curated record. The transcript has 3 exons. NCBI's taxonomy places the organism in Eukaryota, Metazoa, Arthropoda, Insecta, Diptera, Culicidae.
AUGGACAAGGAGUUUAAGGCGAUGUUCCAGCAGCUGAUGGAGUCGCAGCAGAAGCUCAUCACCGAACUGGCCAUGUCCCGGACGGCACCACCGACGACGCCCGCGCCUGGUACGUCGACGACCGAUGCCCGUAUGGAAGCUCUAGCCAACUCCAUGACGGAGUUCCACUACGAUCCGGAAUCUAACCUCACAUUCGAGAACUGGUACGCCCGCCAUGAGGAUACCCUGAAGUGUGACGCUGCCGGUUUGGACGAUGCUGCCCGUGUUCGUCUCCUGCUUCGUAAGCUCAGCGACGCCACUCACGCAGAGUACAUGAACCACAUCCUGCCGAAGAUGACGAGGGACUACAAGUUCAGCGAAACUGUGGACAACCUGACGAAGCUGUUCGGCGCUCACGUCUCUCUCUUCUCCAAGCGGUACCACUGCCUCACGCUGACCAAGAGGGCCUCGGUCGACUUCCAGUCGUACGCCGGGCAGGUGAACCGCUGCUGCGAGGAUUUCGGUGUGGCCCAGUGCAGCGUCGACGCAUUCAAGUGCCUCAUUUUCGUGUGUGGCCUACACAACAAGCAAGACGCUGAGAUUCGCACAUCUCUGCUGGCGAAGCUGGAAGGAAACGCGAACAUGACCCUGGACAACCUCACCGCUGAAUGUCACCGCAUCAUCAAUCUCCGCAAAGAUGCGUCUAUUGUGGAGGUCUCAACACACGACACUCAUCAGCUGAUCAGAAGCCCACUGCAACACGAUCGCGCUCCUCACAACUCCAACAACAACAAUCCACACAUUAGCAGCAACAGUCGUGGUGGCAGCAGCAAAAACAAUAACAAACCACGAACACCGUGCUGGAAGUGUGGCGAGCUGCACUACGUGGAGUUUUGUCAGUACCUGAACCAUCGCUGCCGGGAUUGCAACCGGGUCGGCCACAAGGACGGGUACUGCCAGUGUGUGCGGUCGAAUCCAGGUAAAAAGCGUCGCGAGAAGUCCAGCCAGCCAGUGCACACCAGGGGGAUCUACGUAAGACAGCUAGCUGUUCACCGCAACCGAAAGUUUGUGACCGUGGUGAUUAAUCACGUCGAGCUUCAACUCCAGUUGGACUGUGCUUCCGACAUCACCGUCCUCACGGAAGCCAGCUGGAGCCGCAUCGGACGACCACCAUUGGAGCCACCGUCGCAGCAAGCUCGGACUGCUUCCGGACAGCCGCUGGACCUGAUCGGCGAGAUCGUCUGUGACGUCACGCUGAAAGGCCUCGACUUCAUCGAUCUCUUCAACCUGUGGGAUGUCCCCCUGAGCACGGUUUGCAACCUGGUGACGUCAUCGAAGGACAACGUGGAGUGGCUGAAAGCGUCGUUCCCGCAGCUGUUUUCCGACUCACUCGGAUGCUGCAAGAAGGCCGAAGUGAAACUUUACGUUUUGCCAGACGUUCAGCCAGUGUUCCGUGCCAAAAGACCCGUGCCGUUUGCCGCCCUGCAGCCGAUCCAAACCGAGCUAGAACGCCUCCAGAAGCUGGACAUCAUCUCGCCGGUGGAGUUUUCGGACUGGGCUGCCCCCAUCGUUGCCGUCAAGAAGAAGUCCGUCAACGGUGAGCCAAACAAAGUGCGAGUGUGCGCGGACUACUCGACUGGCCUAAACAGCCUCAUCCAGCCGAACCAACAUCCGCUGCCAUUGCCCGAGGAGAUUUUUGCCAAGCUUACGGGUAGCAAGAUCUUCACGCACAUCGACCUGUCCGACGCGUAUCUGCAGGUGCCCGUCGAGAAGGAGUCCAGGCAGUACCUGACGAUCAACACUCACCUGGGCCUGUUCGAGUUCAACCGCUUGUCGCCCGGUGUCAAGUCAGCCCCUGGCGCCUUCCAGAAGAUCGUCGAGUCGAUGGUCGCUGGCCUCGACGGAGUGGAGGUUUACCUCGACGAUGUGCUCGUCCAUGGCAGAACACCGGAAGAGCACCGCUCACGUUUGCUGAAGGUCCUGGAACGCAUCCAAGAGUGGGGUUUCACCCUGCGCAUCGAGAAGUGCUCGUUUUCAUGCCGGAGAUCACCUAUUUGGGAUUCAUCGUCAACAACCGAGGAAUCAGGCCGGACCCGUCCAAGACGUCCGCCAUCUGCAGCAUGCCACCCCCGCAUGACGUCAGCAGUUUGCGUUCCUUCCUCGGUGCGAUCAAUUUCUACGGAAAGUUUGUUCGCAACAUGCACGACCUCCGACACCCACUCGAUGCUCUGCUGCGCAAGGAUGCCAAGUGGGACUGGAACGAAAGCUGCCAGGAGUCGUUCGAGCAAUUCAAGAACCUGCUCCGGUCGGACCUGCUUUUGGCGCACUACAACCCUGAGCUGGAAACUAUCGUCGCCGCUGAAGCGUCCAACUACGGUGUCGGCGCGUGCUUAAUGCAUCGAUACGAUGACGGCUCGAUCAAGGUGGUGUGUCACGCGUCCCGGACGUUGACGUCGGCCGAGCAGAACUACGGUCAAGUUGAGAAGGAGGCUU